AUGUCUGAAAACAUACUGUUCGAGAACAGCUUCAAGAUCACGGACGUCAACAGCGCCAAAUACGACCGGGUGUCGCGCAUCAAAGCCUACAGCGAGGGCGGGCAGGAAGUGCUCCUCACGCUCGAUGUCAACACGGAGCUGUACUCGCUCAACGUGGACGACCGCAUGACCGUCGCGCUGGCUCUCUCGCUGAACCUCGACGGGAGCAAGGACGACGGCAAGGGCUGGAGAGAAGUCGGCCGUGGGGAACAAACGCUCGCGGACGAAUUCGACUAUGUGUGCCAUGGCAAGAUUUACAGAUUCGAGGAGGGUAACGGAGAGAACAUCAAGGUCUAUGUUUCCUUCGGCGGCCUGUUGCUUUACAUGGACGGCCCGUAUGCCCUUCUCAACGCACUCCGGAUCGACUAUGUCUACUUGCUGAUCAAGAAAUAA
Capronia epimyces CBS 606.96 is the source of this 432-nucleotide messenger RNA. RefSeq names its product DNA-directed RNA polymerase I, II, and III subunit RPABC3. Gene Ontology annotation, cellular component: RNA polymerase II, core complex; RNA polymerase I complex; RNA polymerase III complex. The record is from RefSeq and is a predicted model, not a curated record. NCBI's taxonomy places the organism in Eukaryota, Fungi, Ascomycota, Eurotiomycetes, Chaetothyriales, Herpotrichiellaceae. The coding region runs from base 1 to 432 and encodes 143 amino acids. The transcript is spliced from 2 exons. Gene Ontology annotation, biological process: DNA-templated transcription. Gene Ontology annotation, molecular function: DNA-directed RNA polymerase activity.